GAGGCUUAUUUUCUUUUCCUAGGUCUCUGAAAUGCCACCAAGGCUCGGUUUCCAGGGCAUGGAUUACUAAAGAUACUCGAGGGCAUGUGUGGCUGGAGGGGCCAGCCCCCUUUCCCAGCUGCGGGGUAGCACACUUGUCUUCAUGUUACCUAACACACCCUCACAGCAAAUACCUUCCUUUUCCAAAGAAUGAGCACGUGUCGAUGGUGUACACCUAGUGGUCCCGACGCCACUGAGUUCCUGAAGAGCUAUGCUUCUAAACGGUUGUCCCCGGAAGAUCUUGAAGGAUCCAAUGAAGAUCUCUGUUACUGCCUGGAGUGUGUGCUUGAAUACCACAAAGCCAAGGAAAAACUGCCAGGGUUACAUGAGGUCUUGUGGGAGUUGGAAACCUCCCGUCUUGUUGCCCACAUUGAGAAAUCCAUGCAAGAAGAAGCUGGAGAAGAUGAUGAGUUGUUUGUAGUCGAUGAGAAUGGACAGACACAGCUGUCUGGCUAUGUGGGCCCGGACUUUGAGAAUAACCUGCGAGUGCCCCUUCUAGAAGUACUGAAAUAUCCGUAUCUGCUGCUGCAUGAGAGAGUCAGUGAGGUGUGUGUAGAAGUGCUCUGUAGAAUGGAAAGAAGUCACAGUUCCUUUCAGGUCUUUGAGAAAUAUCCAGGAAUUUAUCUCUUUUUGGUACACCCAAAUGAAGUGAUUCGUCGAUGGGCCAUUCUAACAGCAAGGAAUUUAGGCAAGGUUGACAGAGAUGAUUACUAUGACUUACAGGAAGUGCUGACUUGCUUGUUCAAAGUUAUUGAGUUGGGGCUUUUUGAGAGUCAGGAUAUUUACAGCUCUUCAAUGGUUGAAAAGGGCAAACUCAUCCUUCUGCCAUCUCACUUAUAUGAUACUGCCAACUACAAAAACUAUUGGCUAGGGAUUUGUAUGUUGCUUACAGUGCUGGAAGAACAAGCUUUGGAUUCCUUGUUACUGGGUCCAGACAAACAAAAUGACUUCAUGCAGUCUAUACUUCACACCAUGGAGAAAGAAGCUGCUGAUGAGUCUACUGACCCCUUCUGGCCAGCGCUGCAUUGUUUCAUGGUUAUUUUGGAUCAGCUCGGAUCUAAAGUAUGGGGUCAGCUUAUUGAUCCAGUCCAAGCCUUUCAAACCAUUAUCAACAGUGUGAGCUACAACAGUGAGAUAAAAAAUAUACGCAGUAGCUUUAAGAGGUCACUGAAAACUGAACCAGAGUCAGACUACAAUGAUGACAUGGUUACUUGCAGUCAGAUUGUGUAUAGUUAUAACACAGAAAAGCCUCAAAAGGAUACUGGAUGGAAGACUGCCAUUUGUCCAGACUACUGCCCCAACAUGUAUGAAGAUAUGCAAGCACUGGCUAACAUGCUUCAAUCUGCAAUUGGUAGAGAUACACGUAUCCAUCAAAGCACAUUUUUGUGGUUCAUCCCUUUUGUUCAGUCACUUAUGGAUUUAAAGGACUUGGGUGUAGCAUAUAUAGUAGAGGUCAUUCACUACCUCUGCUCGGAAACCAAAGGUAUUCUCAAUGAAAGUAUCCAGCAAUGUGAAAAAGUUUCUGAAUUUUUUCUUCUGAUCUUGGUCUCCAUUAUUGAACUACACAGAAAGAAGAAGUGCCUGCAUUUGUUAUGGAUUAGCUCCCAGGAAUGGGUGGAAGCAGUGGUGAAAUGUACUAAGCUUCCAGCUAUUGCAUUUACACAGUGCACUGAAAAACUACCUGGACAAUGUGUGAGAGGUUCAUCGACAGUAUCUUUACAAGCUUCUAACUCUGUGCAGCAUGCCUGUGUGCAAUUGAUACGCAGCCUUCUUAGAGAAGGCUAUCAAAUUGGGCAGCAUGCUCUUUGCAAGCAAUACCUAGACAAACUCAAUCUUCUUCUGCGAGGAAGUCUAUCUUUAGGUUGGCAGCUGAACAUCCAGGAAACUCAGGAAUUACAAGUGUGUUUAAGGCAAGUUAUAAGAGGUAUAAAGAACAGAGCAUUGGAUACCUCUGUGGCUGCAGGAAACGAUGCAAACUCUACAACUUCACCUGCCAUUUCUAUAAGGCAAGAGAAGAGUGCACAUGGUGGUGGAUGCGAGAUGAGUGUAUAUGGCAGAGAUGACCGUUCACUGUGUGCUGUCUCAUCAAAGGAAGGCAGAGAUUGCUCUAGCUUCUUUAAAAGUGAACCUGGUAUGCAGGAGAAUGAAGAUGAUGGGAUUAUGCUUUCAGGGUUCAGUGGCACCUUACUGAAAAAAGUAUCAACUGGACUAAAAUCAAGUUCACUGUUAAAAUCUGAGAUUAAGAAAGCACCUGAUGUGCAAGCGUCUGACUCGAAACAGCUUGAUUUAAAUGACUUGGCUAAAUAUAACUGUGAAGAUCAAAUUUCAAAGUCCUGUUUUACGGAUAAAAAUUCAGCAAAUGGUCGUGUGCCAUCUAGCUCUGAAAACAAGAACAAUAUAUCCAGCCCUGGUUCUCGGAUCAGGCCACUGUCAGUGAAGUGUGGAUCAAGUGACAGGUUGUUAGAAUUUUCAAAGUAUUUCAAGAGAGAAAGCAGUUCAGUGGGGAAGAAAGAGGAGGAUUUUAUGAAGACUGUUUCUGAAGAUAAUACUUUAACAGACUCCCAGGUUGAUAGAGAACUCAGUAAAUUAUCUUUAGCUGCUUAUGCCAAAGGUGUCAAUUUUCCCUUUGAUUCAAGCCAAGAGAGCUCACUAGAUGAUAAUGUGUGUGAUAUUAGAAGGAAAGUGAAAGGUGUGGUAAGAUCUUCCAGUGAUGAUCAGCGUACCACGUCUCCCUAUGGUUCAGAUUGCCUUAACAAUAAAGUCAUUAUAAUUUCAGACUCUUCUGAUGAAGAAAACUCUGUGGUUGACAAGAAAGAAACAAAAAAAAAUGAAAAUGAAAAUGAGCAGCCUUCAACUUCCAGCUGCGCUUCUGGUAGUGAUACCAAAACCGAAUCAAAGGUAUCAAGCUCUCUCUUGUCACUGGAAGACUGUGAGUCUCAGUGCUUUGAAUUUGAAACAGAACUUGAUGUCUUUUCGGUUUGGCAAGAUACUCAAGACUAUAGCAUGGAAGUAACUCAAGAGUAUAAACAAGGUCACGUUUCAACAUCGGUUGGGAGUAGUGAUUCAAGUGAAUCACUGGAUGAUCACACAAAUGAAUGGGGUUACGAUAUGGAUUACCUAAAUGAUGAUAGCAUGGAAGAAGAAGCAAACUUGACAGGAAAGACAGAAAAUCUUUCUCAUCAGACAGAAGCUGAUAAUACAAAAGUAGUAACUGAUUCAACGUGGCAAGAAUCUGUUGGUGAGGAAAAUGCAAAAGAUCAACUGGAGAAUUCUGCAGGCAAAGGCACUGUCAAAGACUUCACCCUGCACUCAAAAUUGACUGAACCAAGAGUAUCUACAUCUAAGAUCUCAUUAGCUUCAAAACUGGCCCUUAAGAAAAACAGUGCAAGCCCACAGAAGAGUAUAGCAAACUCUAAGGUAGCAAGAACUGUUCAGAGAAGCCCUAAAAAACCUGUCCUUAAACCAGCACAAACCAAAAAACUAUUUCAAAAUACAUCAAAAACUUCCCAACCUGGCAGUUCAAAGCCUGCUGUGGUUCCUCCAAGGAAAGUUCGGCAGUGUCCAGCACCAGCAUCAACUGUAGAAAAACUUGGUCUGAAGAAGGCGCCUCGCAGAGCAUUUGAGUUAUCCCAGCGCUCUUUAGAGAGUCUGGCUCAACUGCGCAGCUAUGGUAAAGCUGCAGGGAGAAUUGGGAUUGCACAGAAACAGAAGAUUAAACUAAUUGCUCCUCAGAGUUUGUCUAUAAAACAUAAUAAAAAAUUGCUGGCCUGCCAAGACCUUCAGUAUUUAAGGCAGACAAGGCCCAAAAGAAGGGUUGGAGUGGGAAAUCCUGCAGGAAGUUCUGGGGGUAGAAACAAAAAAGCUUGCAAACUGGAUACAAAGCUUACGAAACAAAAGCCUGGAAGGUUUGAAGUGGCAUCUGUUGAAAAGCAAGGAGAGAGUAAAAGGGUGUGUACUGGUUAUCCUGCUGCGGGUGAGAGAGAAUUUGGAAGCCUUUUUGUGGAGGAGGAGACUGGUGUCUCUAAACUGCCUGGUUUUUCAGACAUUAACAUAAAAUCAGAGGAUAAUGGUAUGAUGGUUCCUCCUGUACCUGUGUAUUCAAGUCCCUCUUCCUCUGCAUUGGUUGGAGAUGGUAAAAAUGAACCUUCCGGAAAUGAUUGCAUUGUCCAGCCUGAGUGUGAGAAGACAAAAGAAAAUGGCUGUAAAUCAAAUGAAAAUAGUGAUGGUGAUGAUGAUGAUCUGUUUUUAACUCAGUUAGAUCCAGUGGAUAUGGAAUUAUGUUCUGAGGAGGAAAGUGUUCAAGAUACCACUAGAGCUAGUAAAAACCCAAAGGAAGUGGAUACUGCUGAAAGCCUUCAGCAGAGUGAAUCCUCAACUAUAGUGAAAUGCACGUACAAAGACUGUAAUGAAAAAGUAGAAAACCCAGGAGAGUACUGUAGUAAGCAUUCAGCUACCAGCUCAGAAGCAGAUCAUUUGUUUGCUAAACCUUCUCUCCUGCCAUCUAAACCAAGAAAGCCUUCCACUACCAAAAUUUUCAGCUCAGCAAGUUCUUCACGGAAUGCAGCCUUCAGCAAGGAUCUCGAAGAUGUUAAAAAGCUACCACCAGCUUCAAAAAGCAAAGUGAAUGCAGCAAAACCAGUGGUGGUCAGGCCUCCAAAUGCAAAGCCUAUACCGAUAAGAAACCAGACGUGCAAGUCUCCAAGUUUCAUUAAUGUACCUCAAGCCAAUAUUCCUAAUAAUGUUCUUCAGUCACAAAAUAGACAGAAUGACAAUGCUUCAAACAUUUCCAGGAGGCCUGUCCAAGAAGCAUGUUCUUCACCCUUUUAUGUUAAGCAGCAUGAUUACAGUAUUUUUAUUACUGAAGUCCUAAGGUGGACUUAUGAAAUGUUUGUAAAUUCCAGCCUCUUUGGACCUCCAAGUAAUCUGACAGAGUCUUUAGUAGCCGCUGUUCCUGUCCACUUUCAAGGAUAUAAUGACUAUUUCAAUACAUUUUUCCCCUUGAUGAUGCUAAAUGCCUUUGAAACACUGGCACAAGAGUGGAUAGAAAACCAGAGAGUAAGAGAGAAGAGUUACUACUUUAACUUACAGAGCUUCUCUGCUGACUUGAACACAGCAGAUUUUACAGCUCAUCUGCGAGAAAGUGAUUUGGCAAAGCAGCUUCAUCCAAAAGAAGAUGACUUAAUCUUUUUGGUGGUCCAAAAGAAAAAAGAUGCCUUUAGGGAAGACAGUGAGAUGGAGGACCAAAUAGUGAAUGAAGUUGGUCUCGUGACACGAUUUUCUCGUGCAUCUGGCCGUGCAACUAGACAAAAGGAGCAGCAUACCAUCUGUCAUCUUUCUGUGCGAACUCGAGGCAAUUUGUCAUUCUUCGUAAAUAAGCAAGUGAAGUGUAUGGUGGUUGGCUCCCUGGUGACCACACACCGAACAUUCAAAGGUCUGCUGCUACUGAGCAGGAGUCCCCUGGCUAAACCCAUCAUAAAUCCAAGUUACAAUGACUUCUGUCCCAGAGAUUUGCCUGUAGCUUCAGAAAGCACUGCAUGGAAUGUGAGUGAGUACAAUGAAGAUCAAAAGAGAGCCAUUGAGACAGCUUAUGCCAUGGUGAAGCAGCACCCGGGGCUUCCAAAGAUCUGCCUUAUCCAUGGACCACCUGGAACAGGGAAAUCAAAAACUAUUGUUGGACUUCUGUCUCGUGUUUUGAGAGAAAACACCAGGAAUGAGAAAACGCAAAAAACAAAUUCCAAGAUCAAGCCAAACCGUUUUCUUGUUUGUGCACCAUCAAAUGCUGCUGUUGAUGAACUCAUGAAAAAGAUCAUCAUUGCGUUUAAGGAAAAAUGCCAAAACAGACAGGAGCCUUUGGGAAAUUGUGGUGAUAUCAAAUUAGUGCGACUUGGUGCCGAAAAAGCAAUCAACAGUGAAGUCCGGGGAUUUAGCCUGGAUAAGCAAGUUGAACAUAGGAUGAAACGAAAGCCAGGUGACUGUGACCAGGAUAUUCAGAAGAAGAAAGCUGCUCUGGAUCAAAAGCUGGACAUGCUGUCUCGUCAGCGUGCCAUGCACAGAUGUGAGAAGAAGGAAGUGAGUCAAAUGUUAGAUGAUGAAAUUGGCAGACUUUCAAAGGAGAGACAACAGCUUGCUUCUCAACUAAAGGAGGCUCGGGGACACUCUCAGAAAGUACAGGCAGAUAUCAUCUUGGAGUCCGACAUCAUCUGCUGCACGCUGAGCACAAGUGGAGGAUGCCUGCUGGAGUCUGUGUUUUUUCGGCAAGGACUUGAUCCUUUCAGCUGUGUCAUUGUGGAUGAGGCAGGGCAGUCCUGUGAGGUUGAAACACUGAUUCCACUGAUCCAUCGCUGUAAUAAACUUGUCCUUGUUGGAGAUCCCAGACAGCUCCCUCCUACAGUAAAAUCAGUGAAAGCUCAGGAAUAUGGCUACGAUCAGUCCUUGAUGGCACGUCUGCACAGACACUUGGAGGAGCAAGUGCACAAGAAUAUUUUACGAAGCCUGCCAGUAGUGCAGCUGACUGUGCAAUACCGGAUGCACCCUGACAUCUGCCUCUUCCCAUCCAAUUAUGUUUAUGGCAGGACUCUAAAGACUGAUAGAGCAACAGAGGAGAGCAGAUGUUCUUCAGAGUGGCCAUUCCAGCCCUACCUUAUUUUUGAUGUAGGAGAUGGCCGUGAGGAGCGAAACAAUGACUCUUUUAGUAAUCCUCAGGAAGUGAAGCUGGUGAUGGAAUUAAUUAGAAUAAUAAAAGAAAAAAGGAAGGAUGCGGGUCUUCGACGCAUUGGAAUAAUUACACCUUACAGUGCACAGAAAAAGAAAAUUCAAGAACAACUGGACAGAGUGUUUAGGAAUAGCAGCCCAGAAGUGGACACAGUAGAUGCAUUCCAGGGACGAGAGAAAGAUUGCAUCAUAGUGACAUGUGUCCGGGCAAACAGCACGAAAGGGUCAAUUGGGUUUCUGGCAAGUCUCCAGCGUCUGAACGUUACCAUUACCCGAGCCAGAUUCAGCCUCUUUAUCCUUGGAAGACUGAAAACUCUCAUGGAAAACAAAGACUGGAAUGAGUUGAUUCAGGAUGCUCAGAGAAGAGGUGCCAUUAUCAAGACAUCAGAAAAAAGCUACAGGAAAGAUGCUGGUAAGAUCUUGAAGCUCAAGCCACCAGUACAGCCCCCAGCCAGUGCAGGAGCAAAGCAACCUUCUCCAAUGCAGUCGUCUUCCAGUGGCAAGAAGCCACUUGCAAAUCCAAAGGAGGCCAGCAGCCCUCAGGAGCUCACUGCUGGCACUGGUUGUGCAGUGCCACAGGGAAGUGGAGGGCCCCAGCAGCCACAGUGUGCUCAGACUGUGGACUCCAGGAGAGUCAGUGCCCCUGCACGAAUGGUGGCAGCAGUGCUUCCUGCUGAUCAGGAGAAACCACGGGACCCGAGGCUGGCAAGUAUGGCUAGUAGAACUGAAGCCAAAGGGAAGGAGCAGGCCUCAAAAGACAGCAGUCAGCCAGACCAGAGCAAUCCAGGAUCAACAUCACAGCAAGGCUUCGAUGCGUCCUCAGCUGCCAGGGAUCAGACUUCCAGGACAGAAGCUUUCAAGAAGCCCCAACAAACAUCGGGACAGUGUGAUUUGCCUUCCACGGCUCGGCAUGAGGGUGACCAGAGAGGUCCUCCAUUGAAAAGUGGUUCAAAAUCCCACAGUGAAGGAGGUGAAAGUUGCAUCAAUAAACAGAACAAAGACUAUUGUGCAUUAACAAGAACAUCAGAAGAGUCACCUGUGAACACAGAAUCAAACAGUGCCAAGCGAAGAAAGACAUUUCACUGACUUGAGUAUUGGCUCAUUACUGAAAAUCUAUUCCCAGGUUUCUCUCUAGCAAGGGCUGUAUUUUAAAUUAUUUAGUACACUUGGAACUCCCUUGUAUUGAUACCACUGCUAUCAGUAGGUUCAUCUCUUUCCCAUACCUUCUCUAAUUGUGAAGGGGACUUUAUACCUGACAGCUGAUAGAUUUGAGCUUUUGUAAAGAAAAGCUGGAUAGCUGCAUUGCUUGGAAGAGCAGUCGUCUAGGAAGUUAAGGUUGUAAAUGUUUAAUGAUGUAUAUUUGUACAGUCUACAAAAUUAUUUUAAGAUUUAAUUUGGCAAAUAUGUAGCUUCUUGUUUCCUUGUGCAAAUGCUAAUUUCUUAGGUAUUUUUUUAUGAAGAACCAGAGCAAAGCAGAAGAAAAGAAAGAAAAAACAAAAA
This is a messenger RNA of Pezoporus flaviventris, 8250 nucleotides long. RefSeq names its product senataxin (gene SETX). Gene Ontology annotation, molecular function: helicase activity; transcription termination site sequence-specific DNA binding. Gene Ontology annotation, biological process: termination of RNA polymerase II transcription. Gene Ontology annotation, cellular component: nuclear body. The transcript is spliced from 25 exons. The record is from RefSeq and is a predicted model, not a curated record. Bases 190 to 7836 code for a protein of 2548 amino acids. Lineage: Eukaryota; Metazoa; Chordata; Aves; Psittaciformes; Psittacidae.